AAAAUCUAUUAUUAUUCUUUCUCAUUGAAAUCCACAAUAAAUAAAUAUAGAUCCCACUCAAGCCGAUUGAAAAUAUAUUCGUGGGCCACCAAUCCCCGUUCGAUGGCCGAAUUAAAUUCAACAUGCGACCCUCAUUGCAAAAAGUAGUAGCUUCUACAUUUCGAGGACUGCAUACGGUAGCCCCUCUCCCAAGACCACAGCGAUGCUUCCAGCAAACCACCUUCGCCUCUCUGCCACGGAAGCGUAGCUUCUUUACUUCAAAUCGGUUACUUGCAAAUUCUACGAAGGAUGGCGUUUCUACAGCAUCAGAAGAUGGUGCUACCGACAGUUCGGAAACACAACAGCAAAAUCGAUCCCCGGCCUCCAAGCGCAAACCCGUUCGUGUCUCAGCGGCAAAGACUUUGCGCUUAGGACUUACUACCAAACCGCCUCAGCGCACCACUAUUCCGAGGAAGGAUAACACCGAUUCUGAGAUGGAUUACCACCGAACUAUAACCUCUAUAUGCGUUGCCCAGUCUUUCGAUAUGGAAGCUGUACAGGAAAUAUUACGCUUCCACGCCUUCCAACUGGAUCCCGACGGUACCGAAUUCGACCCUACAGGUGUUGUACAUGCGAGGGGCAUCAAUAAUGGGGACAUAUUUGUCUUCCCCUCCGGAACCGUGGUGGCUUGGUCCGUACCCACCGACGCCCUCAUGACCCUUGCCACUAAGCAGCUGAUUCAAGCCGCCCAGCUGCCCCAUCUUAAUCGUCUCGAGAUGGAAGAGCUCGAAUUCAUGCCGGAUGAAUCUCGCGACACUAGUUAUAUGAGGGGUGAAGUUGUCGUCCUGGGCACGAGAGCACAAGAGCGAGAGAAUCACAGAUUAGAUACGACGCUCGCCAAAAUCGCCUUCUCGAGCGGCCUAGCCAGAAGUCCUAAGCUAGCAGUGCUCGAAAACCAGGCUAUUGACUAUUUCCAAAAUUCCAAGAACAGUCUUGACUUUCUCGAGGGAGGCCUAGAGCACAAGCUGAAGCGCAGCGCCGUCUUGAAGAUGACCGGCAAUCUCCUUAGCUUGAGAUCGCAGCUGAAUCACUACUCCGACAUAACAGACCAGCUCCCCGAUAUGUUUUGGGAUUCCGAGUCGCAUCUGGAGGAUUAUUACAACCAGAUCAGCACUAUUCUAGAUAUACGGCAACGUAUUGGGAUUCUAAAUAAGAAGAUUGACUACGGGUUUGAGAACGUAAGUGUCUUAAGAGAGAUGGUCAGCGAAAAGUACGGCCACCGGCUGGAGUGGAUCAUCAUAUUCCUCAUUACCAUCGAAGUCCUAUUUGAACUGAGAAGGGUAUAUCGUGAGAGCAUAAGCGAAGCAAGUUCAGACUAGAUAUCGAAUGUCCUACGUACCUUUAUACGUAGGUAGGUGGGAGAGAUACCUAGGAGAUACUUAAGAACACCACUCAGUCCAUGCUUAUGGCACUUUCCAUACAAGCUUCAGACAUACGAAAAUACAACGCGCUUUCUAAGCCAACGUAUGAGUUCCCUGAUUGCCCAUCCAUGAAAAGAAGCUAUAGUAGGUUGGUAAUGACGACGGUGGUAAACAAGCAGACACCAAUAUAUAACGCUACACGCACAAGACAGAAUAAGGGGUAACUUUCGUUACUCAGUAUUCAGAUAUACCAACCC
Messenger RNA from Daldinia loculata, 1657 nucleotides. RefSeq names its product sporulation protein RMD1. The record is from RefSeq and is a predicted model, not a curated record. Bases 123 to 1358 code for a protein of 411 amino acids. Lineage: Eukaryota; Fungi; Ascomycota; Sordariomycetes; Xylariales; Hypoxylaceae. Gene Ontology annotation, biological process: positive regulation of mitochondrial translation. The transcript is spliced from 2 exons.